UCACUAAUAAUUUUCCUCGGCCUUCUUGGCUUUCACAUAUAUAUUUGAUUAUUUUACAUUUUCUUACUAUUUAAGCUCGUUUUUGUUGGAAUAGCAUUUCAAAGAAAGGAGGAGUUAUUUUAGAUUCUUUUACAAGCAGUGAUCUGAUCUCACGAGGCAAGCAUUUUGUCAUACGACCCUCAUACGACCAAAAAAGCAAACAAACAGAGGAGGAAUUAUUCAUUGAUAUUACGCAGCUGUAAUUAUGUCACAAAGUAAAGGAAAAGUUGCAAUAAUUGGAAGUGGUCUUAUUGGAUGUUGCUGGACAACACUAUUUUGCAGAGCAGGGUACAAUGUUGUACUGUAUGAUACUCUUAGCAGUCAGCUGACCAGUGCAUUGGCUAACAUUAAAAAACAACUCCAGCAGCUGGAGGAAAAGAACUCCAAGAAAGGUACUCUGAGUGCAGAUGAAGCAUUUCAGCUUGUGUCAUCAUGUGAUAAGCUUGAUGAUGCUCUGAAGGGAGUCUUCUAUGUACAGGAAUGUAUCCCAGAGAGGAUUGACCUGAAGAAAAAAGUGUUUUCAAGUCUUGAUGAAAGAAUAACCAAUAAUGACGUCAUAUUAGCGAGCUCUUCGUCCUGUAUAGUACCAUCCAAAUUCACAGAAGAAUUAAMUCAUAGGAGUAGAUGCCUUGUUGCACAUCCAGUGAACCCACCCCAUUACAUUCCACUAGUUGAAAUCGUCCCUUCACCUUGGACAGACAGCAGUGUUGUCGAAAAGACAGUCAGUCUAAUGAAAGACAUUGGACAGUCACCUGUUGUUGUGAGAAAAGAAGUCAAUGGGUUUAUUCUCAACCGUUUGCAGUACGCUGUCAUAGCUGAGGCCUGGAGACUGGUUGAGGAUGGUAUUUGCACAGCAGAAGAUGUGGAUACUGCAUUUACCCAAGGACUGGGUCUGAGAUAUUCUCUGAUUGGACCAUUUGAAACAAUGCACUUGAAUGCAAAUGGAAUUCGAGAUUAUUGCGAGAGGUAUGGGGAGAAUAUAGAAACUGUCUGCAAAGAGGAAGGUGGCCCAAGACCCCUUCGAGGCUCAACGCUCGAUAAAAUCGAGGAGGAUUUGAACCGAGACGUCCCUCUUGAGAAAAUCAACGAACGCAGAAAAUGGCGCGAUGAAAGACUUGCUGCUCUUUCUGURCAUAAGCAAGAACAACUGAGAAAAGAACAAAAUUCCUGACCUUUUGAAAUGAUAAUAUAAUCUAUUUUUUGGAAUUAAUGAAUAGACUUAAAUUAGGGGAAAGGUUUUGAAAGAGUAAUUUUCAAUAAUAUGUUACAGGAGGAUAAAAUAGUUGCUGUUUAGUGAAUUCAAUUUUAGCAUGAAUUUGGCAUWAAAAAAAAUCAUUCAGCAUCCUCCCCCGCCCUUGAAUCAAGUCCUAUUUUCGUUGUUUGGUAAAAGUCGACCCCAAAGAAUUUCCUCACACUUUUCAAUAUUAUUUCCUGAAAUAAUAAAUGCAUGUUUUGAAAACUUCUAACUAAAGCACAACAUUUUCUGCUUACAACGAAAGAUAUUCUGAUCAGCCUCAUUUUCAUAUUUCGAUGUUUAAAAAUUGGUAAAUCAUCUUCAGGCAAACUGAAUUAGAGCAGUAUACACCACAUACUAUAGCGGUUAUUUACAAAAAUAAAGUUGGUCAAACAGCCGUUUAAAA
Molecule: messenger RNA, 1679 nt
Organism: Exaiptasia diaphana
Lineage: Eukaryota; Metazoa; Cnidaria; Anthozoa; Actiniaria; Aiptasiidae
Product: lambda-crystallin
Exons: 8
Coding region: 245-1210 (321 amino acids)
Biological process (GO): fatty acid metabolic process
Molecular function (GO): oxidoreductase activity, acting on the CH-OH group of donors, NAD or NADP as acceptor; NAD+ binding
Source: RefSeq, a predicted model, not a curated record